CCUAGUCUCCACUCGUUCUUGUAACACCAACAAAGUCGAAGCGAUGCCGUCGGAAGGUGUUGAAGUGUUCUCAAAUCCAUUAGCCCCGCCGUCUUCGUCAGGAUCGUACGGAGGCCAUCAUGGCGGCGGAGUACCAGCAUUGACAAAUGAAGAUUUUCGUAAACUUUUGAUGACCCCACGGUCUGGUGUACCAUCUGUGGCUCCGCCGUCAGCUAAGUCAUCAAGUCACAGCAGCAAGAGCGUGGCAAGCAGUAUCCAUUCUCAUCGUAGUAGCAGGUGAGCUCUAUUGGAUUUGUUGUUCAUAAGAAUAUUGAGCUUAUAUUCAGAUGCAGGUUGUUAGCCAUUUCAUAUGAUAUCCAUGCCCCC
Molecule: messenger RNA, 366 nt
Organism: Orbicella faveolata
Lineage: Eukaryota; Metazoa; Cnidaria; Anthozoa; Scleractinia; Merulinidae
Product: protein Red-like
Source: RefSeq, a predicted model, not a curated record